UGUAAAUCAUUUGAUUAAACAUUAUACUUAAAACCUAAGUAUCAGAAAUAUCAGAAGCCUGGAUGUCAGAAUAUUGCUUUAUUGUUAUGAGAGAGGUGAUUUGAUCUUUCUGGGGAGAUAUAUAUUUAGGUUUUAGAUCCUGAAUAAUAUUCUCAUCUAGUGACCUCUUACUGUUUAUCUAUUACUGUGAUGCUUAUUCUCCAACUAGAUGGGUUCUUUUUAGCAAGAUAUAAAGAGUCACAAAUUGAGAGAUCAAGAGGAAAAAUCAGUUACCAUUGGAUUGGCCAUCCUACAGGGCCUCUGAUGUUACAAAACUAUGGACCCAUCAUAACAAAAAUUCACCAAGAAUCUACUUGGUUCUAGGCAACUAAAGAAAUAACACAGAAUGGAGCACUGGAACUCCACCUUGGGAAGUGGCUUCAUAUUGUUGGGGAUUCUGAAUAACAGUGGGUUUCCUGGGCUGCUCGGUGCCACAGUCUCAGUCCUGUACAUGCUGGCCCUCACCAGCAAUGGUCUGCUGCUCCUGGUCAUCACAAUGGAUGCCCGGCUCCACGUGCCCAUGUACCUCCUGCUCAGGCAGCUCUCUCUCAUGGACCUCCUCUUCACAUCUGUUGUCACUCCCAAGGCCAUUGUGGAUUUUCUGCUCAGUGAAAACACCAUCUCCUUUGGGGGCUGUGCCCUUCAGAUGUUCCUGGCACUGACCCUGGGUGGUGCAGAGGACCUCCUACUGGCCUUCAUGGCCUAUGACAGGUAUGUGGCCAUUUGUCAUCCUCUGAACUACAUGGUCCUCAUGAGGCCGAGGGUCUGCUGGCUCAUGGUGGCCACUCCCUGGGUCCUGGCUUCCCUAAAUGCAUUAUGUCAUACCCUGUAUACCAUGCACUUCCCUUUCUGCAGGUCCCGGAAAAUCAACCACCUACUCUGUGAGAUUCCACCUCUAUUGAGGUUGGCCUGUGAAGAUGCCUCUAGAUAUGAACUCAUGUUGUAUGUGACUGGUGUGACCUUCCUGAUUCCACCUCUUGUUGCUAUCCUUGCCUCCUACACACUAAUCCUACUUACUGUGCUCCACAUGCCCUCAAAUGAAGGGAGGCAGAAAGCCCUGGUCACCUGCUCUUCCCACCUGACUGUGGUCGGGAUGUUCUAUGGAGCUGCCACAUUCAUGUAUGUUCUGCCCAGUUCCCUGCACAGCCCCAAGCAAAACAACAUCAUCUCUGUCUUCUACACGAUGGUCACCCCAGCCCUGAACCCCCUCAUCUACAGCCUGAGGAAUAAAGAGGUUAUGGGGGCCUUGAGGAGGGUCCUACGAAAAUAUAUGCUAUGA
Messenger RNA from Bubalus bubalis (water buffalo), 1318 nucleotides. Its product is annotated as olfactory receptor 2AG1-like. Gene Ontology annotation, molecular function: G protein-coupled receptor activity; olfactory receptor activity. Gene Ontology annotation, biological process: G protein-coupled receptor signaling pathway. The record is from RefSeq and is a predicted model, not a curated record. Bases 386 to 1318 code for a protein of 310 amino acids. The transcript has a single exon. Gene Ontology annotation, cellular component: membrane. Lineage: Eukaryota; Metazoa; Chordata; Mammalia; Artiodactyla; Bovidae.